AUGGGUCUUUUCCCGCUGGAGGAGAUUAUCGUUUGCCCUCAGACCCCUCCCAUGCGCUCGCAUAACCCAGUGCCGCUCAAUACUGGGUUUGGUCGCGGAUACUGAGACCCUGUAAAAAUGGCGGUUGCUUGGCCUUGUCUUUGCACGGAAAGAUGGUGUUUUUUGUUUAUUGUGGGGGAGCGGUUGACUCCCAUUAUUCUCCUCUGCGAGGAUGACGGCGCAAAAGCCGCUCCCACACCUCGGGCCUUGUGUAUACUUAUUGCCCACCCCAACCCCCUUCUUUCUUUGCGCUGUCUUGUAUUAUGUGUUUGUUUGGUUUCUUUUGUGCGGGCUAAUUUUUCUUUGUUUCGCUCUGCGAUCCGCUGGAGGAAAAAAAACUGUAGUGCAUUUUCAUCCUGCCUUCUCUGCUCGCGCGUGCGGGGAGAGGAGGGGGGCAUGGUUUGUUCUUUCAUUUAAUGGAGAAUGGAACGUGUGGUAUUUUUGGUGCAUUAAUUUGUCUUGUGGGGUGUAUUUUAUUAUCCGUUUCUUUUUUGUACAAAUUGUCCCACAGCAAUAUUUUUCAUUCAUUUUUAUUCCCAGUACUCUUGCACUAUGGAUACUGUGGCAUGGUCACAAAUGUUUUAGUCUUAUUUUUGUCAUUUUUUACUCAUUUCACGUCUUCAUCACACCCCCUUUCCCCCUCCGCUUAUCACUUAAUUCUCUCGCCAUCAAAAGAGCACCAGCAUCAAACCAGCCAACGCACGUAAAAUAGCCACCAACCUGGCUCUUCUCUUAACACAAACACAAAACGCACGCACCACCUCUUUGUUCAACCUGGGCCGUAUUCUGAUCUCUAGCUUUUUAAGUGUCUUAUUUUUUAUAUUUUGUUUGCAUAUAAUACCUUCUCUCUUUUUUACUCGUGAGGCUUGUAAAUAACACAAUCCUAAGCCAAAAUGUAAAUGUAAUGAAAUAAAUAAGUGACAAAUGAAAUAUGAAUUAUGAAUUAUGAGGUU
This is a messenger RNA of Kickxella alabastrina, 992 nucleotides long. RefSeq lists its product as uncharacterized. The coding region runs from base 212 to 751 and encodes 179 amino acids. Lineage: Eukaryota; Fungi; Kickxellomycota; Kickxellomycetes; Kickxellales; Kickxellaceae. The transcript has a single exon. The record is from RefSeq and is a predicted model, not a curated record.